AUGGCGGGUCCUCGCGGAGGCCACGUACUCGCGGCAGCGACAGCCGUGGCGGCGGCAGUGGCGCUGCUCGCCCUCAUCCGCCGCCGCCGCCACUUGCAAGGCCCUCUCAUCGACGCUGAUCUGGACGGCACUUGGCCGCUCCCACUGGCGCAGCCAGAGGCGGUGGGGCUAUCGACCCAGCGCUUGAGUGAGAUCAGCCGGUGGAGCGACGGCUGGGUCGGCUCUGGGAAGCUGCCUGGGCUCUUCACCGCCAUCGCUCGGCGAGGGAAGCUGGUUUAUGCGCACUCGAGCGGCUCUGCAGACGUGGCCAGCGGCAGCCCGCUGACGCAGCACACCCUCGUCCGCCUCUACUCCCUCACCAAGCCGCUCGUCUCCGUGUGCGCGAUGGUGCUCUACGAGAAGGGACUCUUCCAGCUCGACGAGCCCGUCUCGCAUCACCUGCCUUCGUUUGCAAACGCGCGGGUGCUGCUCGCCUCGGGCGAGAUCGUCCCGGCGGAGCGCGAGGUGACUGUGCACCACCUGCUCACGCACACCGCCGGGCUGACGUACGGCGACUCGGACACCGCCGUCGACGAGGCCUACAAGGCGGCGGGCUGCGGCUGGGAUGCACCGUACCACCUCUCGCUCUCCGACUUUGUCGACCGGAUCGGCCGGCUGCCGCUCGCCUUCCACCCCGGCGAGUCGUGGCGCUACUCGUACGCGACGGACGUGCUCGGCCGGCUGCUCGAGGUGAUCUCAGGCCUGCCCCUCGACCGGCUGAUGGACGAGACCCUCUUCUCCCCGCUCGGGAUGGCCGACUCUGGCUUCGUCGUGCCGCCGGAGAAGCUGCCGCGCUUUGCCGCAAUCUACGAGGCGUCCGAGGCUCCGGGCCGCGUCGGCGCCGUCGCGCGGCAGCGCCGCCGCUUCGAGCGCGGCGGGUCCUUCGCCACGCUGCUCUGGUCGCUCCGCCGGUCUGCCGACGCGGGCAGCCAGCCUGUCCUCGCGCACGUCUUGCGGCAGCUGCACGACGGCGGCGUCAACAAGGUCGUGCUUGUGCUCGGCGCGCGCGGCGCGCUCAUCCGGGCCGCGCUCGCCGAGAUGGGCCUGAGCCCUCAGCUUGAGAUUCGCUUCGUCGACCUCGGCGCCACCUUUGCCAACGGGUUCGCCGCCUCGCUGCUCGCUGCUCGCUCUGAGGUGGGCGAAGCCGAUUUUCUGAUCUGCACGCCCGACCACUUGUUCGAUUGCUCGCUCGUCCCGAGGAUGCGCCGCGCGCUCAUCGACGCGGCGGGCGGCGACGGAAGGCCGUCGGUCUUCGACGCGGUAGCCCUUGUCGAGGAGGAGCCGGUCGAUCGCCACAGGCGCGGCCUUCCGGACAGCAUGGUGCGGGUCGCGAUGCAGAGCGAGGAGCACGGCGGGGUGGCGGCGGUGCUGCAUCUCGGCGAGGGCACCAUGCCCGAGGCGGGCCCGGCGGUGCGCCACGGCGUCGAGGCGGGGAUCUACGCGUGCACGCCGGCCGUCUUUGCGCGGCUCGAGGAGCUCAGCCUCCACCUAGACCACUUCGCGCUGUCCGAGGCGAUGGCGCGCCUCGUCGAGCACGGGCGGCUCGGCGGCACGUCGACGCGCGGCCGCCCGUGGUUCGCCUUUGAGCGGGCCCCGGCGGCGGAGCAGGAGCGAUUCCACGUCAUCGACCGGCGGCUCAACGAGGCGGCGCUCACCCCGCCCUCGUCACCUCUGUCGAUGACGAGACGCCUCGCUCAACGGCUCAACGGCUCACCGCGUCCGUCGUCCCCGUCGCCACCGUCGCCACCGUCGAGACCGACGAGCAGCGCCUCGCCGCCACCGAUCCAGGCGGCGUCGCCGUGGCGGAGGGAGCCCAGCUCAGCCGACCCACCGCCACGCCCCCGCCGCUUCCACGUGCUCGACGACGCCGAGGCGGGCGACUUCACGGUGCGCCGCCCCUUCCUCGAGGCGGGCGGCGGCGUCGUCUCGACGGCGCACGAUUACCUGCGCUUCGCGGCGAUGCUGCUCAACCGCGGCGAGCUCGACGGCGUUCGGAUCCUCUCGUGCAAGACUGUCGACUUUAUGAAUUCCAACCACCUGCCGCUCGGCGAGGCCGGGCUCCACCGCGUCGACAUCGAGGCGAUCGCGGCCGACAGUGGCUUCGCGGAGACCGGCUUUGACGGCAUCGGGUUCGGCCUCGGCUGGAGCGUCAUCGUCGAUCCGAUCAAGGCGCGCCUGCUCGCGAGCAAGGGCGAGUUUGGCUGGGGCGGCUGGGCGAGCACCUUCUUCGCUGUCGUCCCGCGCGAGCAGAUGAUUGUGCUCUCGCUCGCGCAGAUCGCACCGUCCGAUCGCUAUCCCAUCCGCCGCCAGCUACGGACCAUGGCCAUGAGCACUAUAGUCGAUUGA
Messenger RNA from Emiliania huxleyi CCMP1516, 2385 nucleotides. RefSeq lists its product as hypothetical. The transcript has 4 exons. The record is from RefSeq and is a predicted model, not a curated record. Lineage: Eukaryota; Haptophyta; Isochrysidales; Noelaerhabdaceae. Bases 1 to 2385 code for a protein of 794 amino acids.